Messenger RNA from Pseudozyma hubeiensis SY62, 3813 nucleotides. RefSeq lists its product as hypothetical. Gene Ontology annotation, cellular component: membrane; cytoplasm. The transcript has a single exon. The coding region runs from base 1 to 3813 and encodes 1270 amino acids. Gene Ontology annotation, biological process: phosphatidylinositol phosphate biosynthetic process; phosphatidylinositol-mediated signaling. The record is from RefSeq and is a predicted model, not a curated record. Gene Ontology annotation, molecular function: 1-phosphatidylinositol 4-kinase activity. NCBI's taxonomy places the organism in Eukaryota, Fungi, Basidiomycota, Ustilaginomycetes, Ustilaginales, Ustilaginaceae.
AUGGCGAGCCUCUUGCUUCGUCUGUUCCAUUCGGACUACUUUUCGCCUCAUCUCGCCCUCUCCUACCUCCGCACCUACUCGGACAACAUCGGCAUCACCUACUACCUCGUCAGCCAGCUCGAGUCCGCCUUUCCAUCACAUCAGGUCGAGUUCUACUGGCCUCAACUCUGCCACCUCCUCAUCACAAAGCCUUCCGAGUCGCGUGCCUUGGAGUGCUUCAUCCUUCGUAGAUGCAGUCAAUCCGUCCACGUCGCCCUCCUCACUUUGUGGUACUUCCAGGCCGCUCUCUCCGAUCUCUCUACCAACCCGCACACCGCCUCCUUCCAAAUCUGCCACCGCGUCUUCAAUCAGUGCCAACGCAUCUUGUUCGAGGAUCCCCUCUCCAACUCCAACUCGGUCUAUGCGCUCGGUGCCGCUGCUGCCACCGUCCAAAAUGACGCUGGUCCCUCAAAUUCGAACCUGCUCCAUUCCGGAUUGCAAGGCUUGCUCGUAGCUGCCUCCACCCUUGGACGCCAAAAGGUAUCCCCGCAAGGCCCGCUCGCCAACAUUGUCGGUAUCGGCUCGGUCAUGGCCAGUGUUCCAGCCAUGCCUCAGCUCGCUUCCAUCACAGGCAGCAUUGCGAUCGAACAAGCCAGACAACCACCAGACGCAAUGCAGGAUGCUCUCGCUGCCCGUGAUUCCGAUUCGGAUGCAGACAACGAAGACGACAACACAUACAUCAACAGCAACGAUCGAGAAGCAGCGGCAGAAGACGAUGAAGCCGUCGACAGCUCCGACAACGACUCGCUUGAUGAAAAGGUCACCGCACCGGCUGCUCCCCAGCCACAGCCCUCUCAGUACGGUCUCUCUUCGUUCGCAGGCUCGCUCGUCAAGCUGGCUGCCUCUUCCGUCUCCAUGUCGAGGGCCGAAACCGCUCCUCCACCCCCACCUCCGAAAGAUACCCCCACCUCGGCGCCUCCCGUCAAAACUCGCGCGCCUUCUGCGUCGAGCAAUACAGCUGAGGUCACUUCCGGUGGCUCGUUGCCUGCGGCAGAUGCUUCCAAGAAGGUCGACAACCCGUUCGCCACCUUUGCUGCUGGUUUCAACGCUGGCUUCAACGACUUCAAAGGCAAAGCUGCUGCCGCUGUUGGCGAAGUCUUUGGUCAAGGACAAGACGGCCACGGCCAACCUACCAACGCCUCCGCAGCCAUCAGAAAGAAGAAGGCGACCACCACCACCACAUCUCCUCCUCCCUGGUCUCCACGAAAGCACCGCCAGCUCGCCUCUUUCAACCAGCAAGCCGCCCCUUCGCGCUCCGUGCCCAACCUCGUCUCCACCAGAGCGAGCAUCUCUUCCGCAUUCGCCUCUUCAGCGACGCUCGACCAGUCGGCUGCCAAGACAGAGGCCAUUCUGACGCUGUACAAUGCCCAAGCCCGUCGAAGCUUGCUCCGCUCCAACUACUGCAAGGUUCAGACCCAGUUUCUGCUCUCGCUCCAGGACAUUUCGGCGCGCUUGCUGCUGCUUCCCAAGCCGGCGCGUCUUUCCGCACUUCGCGCAGAACUCACUGCGCUCAAUCACAAGCUCCCUGCCGACGUCUGCUUCCCUCUCUGGUGCACCGCCGACAAUACGGAUGCUUCGCAACGUGAACCAAGCAAAGCGCUACGACACCACCGGGUCAUUCGUAUCAAUCCGAGCGAAGCUGUGGUGCUCAACUCGGCAGACCGUGUUCCCUUCCUGCUGCAUGUCGAGGUGCUCAACAACGACCUGGACUUUGAUCCGGACCGCAGACAGAAUAGGGAGACUCUGCGUCGACUGGUGACUGAGGAGGAUGUGCGUAGACGCAAGGUUGCUGCAUCGUCUGGCAGGUCCUCUUUUGUUCAGUCUGCCCACGAGCAUUCCCGAACCAUUUCGGAGCAAGACGCUGACACGCCAACGCCGACACCUGACGUCAGUGCCGUCGACGGAGCGAACGCGCUGGACAGCGAGGACCUCGGCCAGGUCACUCGGACGAGCACGCCGAAACCUGCCUCGCAACCUUUGACGCCCUCCAUCGAGCAUCCAGACGGCGACAUUGCCGCUGCCGGUGGCUCGCAGCAGAGUCCGCUGAAGGACAGCGACGUCCCGCCAGAGACGGGCGAGGAGAUCGACCUCACCGAGCAGAUGUAUGGAUCGGAUCUGGCUGGAUUCGGAGGCGAACGCGAUGGCUCGUCCGACGACGAGCAAGAGGAGGAUUUGGCUUCGCGCAAUCGCAUGCACGACACGGCUGCCUGGACGUCGGCACCGUCCGGCUCUGGCUCUGCCGCAGUCGGCUCCGGCGCAGCAGGCAAAGAUGCCGAUGGCGACGCGGAUCAGCUCGCUGCCGGCCAUCGACCGAUGAAGGAAUUCUCGCUGGAUGAGUAUGCUCAACGUAUGCGAACCGCAGCGAUCAUGCUUUCGCAGCUCAACAAGUCGACCAAUGCAUCCAAGGCGCAAGCUAUUGUCAAUUACGGUCCCAACGUAAGCUCAAAUGCUCAAGGGGGUUGGUCUUCGUGGAUCGUGCCUACGAACUGGUACGGAUCUUCGACGUCGGCUGUACCUGCCAAUGGAGGCGGUGGAGGUGUGGGCGACAAGUCGGAGGUGGGGCAGGGAUCGGCGGGUGUGACGACGCAUGUGAGGACGAGCAUUGAUCCGACACGCGCGGUGGUCGGGUUGCCGAUGGGCGGGGGAGGGGGUGCCGGGCAGAGUUCGCGGUUGGUGCAUGCAGAGACGGAGGCGAUCCGAAAGAGGAUCAUGGAGGAGAUGAUGUCGUUGGAGGAGGAGCGCAUGCGGCGCAUGAAGGCGGGUGGGCGGAAUGUGACGGCUUCGCGUGCGCGGGCGAGAAAAGCGGGGCAGAUGGGCGAGGAUGAGGAGGAAGCGGUGUUGCGUGCGGUCAACAAGGACGAUCCGUCUGCCGCGAUGUUCAGCGAGUCGUGGGCGGCUAAGAAGCAGCGCAUUCGUGCUUCUUCGCCGUACGGGCAUCUUGCGAACUGGGACGUGUUUUCGGUGAUCGUAAAGACGGGUGCGGAUCUGAGGCAGGAGCAGUUGGCGGUGCAGCUGAUCAACGAGUUCGGACGGAUCUGGCAGGAGACGGGUAGUCGGUGUUGGGUGAGGUACUUUAGGAUCUUGGUGACGUCGGAGAAUAGUGGGUUGAUGGAGACGAUCACGGAUGCGGUGUCGGUGCAUUCGAUCAAGAAGGAGGCCUACUCGAGGAUGAGCGAGGAGGACAAGGCGGCGUCGGCAGGCUUUUCGCUGUACGAUCACUUUUUGGCGGCGUACGGCCCGUCGACGUCGGCGGCGUUUGGUAAGGCGAGAGAGAAGUUCAUGGAGUCGCUGGCGGGGUACAGCAUCAUUUCGUACCUGCUGCAGAUCAAGGAUCGACACAACGGAAACAUUCUAGUGGACAACGAGGGGCGGUUGAUCCAUAUCGAUUUCGGGUUCAUGCUAGGGAUCAGUCCCGGAGGCGUAGGGUUCGAAGCUGCGCCGUUCAAGAUGCCUCAGGAGUACAUUGAUAUUCUGGGAGGACUGGAGGGGGAGAAGUUCGAGGAGUUCAAGGUGUUGAUGAGGCAAGGGUUCAGGGAUGUGAGGAAGCACGCGGAGAGGAUCAUCAUGUUGGUGGAGCUGAUGGCGAAGGAUUCGCGGCUGCCGUGCUUUGCGCUGGGGGAUCUGACGGCGGGGAAUCUGCGGGAUCGGUUCCAGUUGGGGUUGAGUGCGGCGCAGUGCGACGAGUUUGUGGACAGAUUGAUCUUGUCCAGUGCGGGGAGUGCGUUCACGCGGUUGUAUGAUAUGUAUCAGAGGUUGACGGAGGGUGUGCUGUAG